Molecule: messenger RNA, 1543 nt
Organism: Myodes glareolus (Bank vole)
Lineage: Eukaryota; Metazoa; Chordata; Mammalia; Rodentia; Cricetidae
Gene: Ifngr2
Product: interferon gamma receptor 2
Biological process (GO): cytokine-mediated signaling pathway
Cellular component (GO): plasma membrane
Molecular function (GO): protein binding; cytokine receptor activity
Source: RefSeq, a predicted model, not a curated record
AUGAAGCAGCUGUGGUGGAAUAUCCGGCAGGGGCUCGUUCCUGCCAUCCAGGAUGCCAACAGGCCGCUGUGGCUGCUGUGGCUGCUGUGGCUGCUGCUCGGUGACCUCGGCGCCACUGCGCCUCCGCUAGACUCUUUUUCCCAGCUUGCUGCUCCUCAGCACCUGAACCUUCACCUGUACAAUGACGAGCAGAUUCUGAGUUGGGCGCCGUCACCCCCCACCAACGACACGAGACCAGUGGUUUACCAGGUGGAGUAUAAAUUCAUUUCUGGCUCUUGGAAUAAAGUCAAGGACGUGAAUUGUACGGACAUCACAGAGACGAAGUGUGACUUCACAGGAGGUGGCGGCUUGAACAGUUUCACAGGUUUACGCCAAGUUUACUUGCGAGUUCGAGCCAAGCAAGGAAGCCUCACUUCUGAGUGGGUCACCUUGAGCCAGUUCACGCACUAUUGCGAUGUUACUGUUGGGCCUCCAAAAAACAUCUCGGUGACCCCAGGAGAACGCUCCCUCAUCAUCCACUUCUCCCCUCCCUUUGAUGUGACAACGGAAGCAACUUUUACGUAUUGUGUCCAUUACUGGGAAAAAAUAGGAACCCAAAAGGUGAGCGGCCCUUUCAAGAAGAACUCCAUUGUGUUGAACGAUUUGAAGCCAUCUAGCGUUUACUGUUUACAAAUUGAGACGCAGCUGAUUGUGAAAGUCGGAAAUACCUGUCCACCUAGGUCUUCGUUCAGCAACGUAUCUUGCCAUGAAACAACAGAGAACACCUACACCAGCCAGCUAGCCAUCGGGAUCUCUGUGGGGAUCUUUCUGGUGCUCACAGGUGCCUGCUUCUUCCUGUUCCUCAAAUACCAGAGCCGGGUGAAAUACUGGUUUCAAGCUCCCCCAAAGAUCCCGGAACAAAUAAAGGAGUACUUAAAGGACCCAGACCAACCCAUCUUAGAAGUCUUGGACAAGGACAGUUCCCCAAAGGAUGAUGCCUGGGACUCUGUGUCCAUCAUUUCCUCUGCAGAAAAGGAGCAAGAGUGUGUGCUCCACACACUAUGAGCCAGGGCACCAGUCCCUGCUUGCCCAGGAGGACCAUGUGGGAUGCUGCUGCCAUUCUGCCUGGACUCUGCAGAGAUCACACUGCCCCCACGGACUUCCGCCUCAGGAAGGCCUUUCAUGGGAAAGAUGGUGGACUAUUGAUUCUUUAUGAGUUUUCUGGAUCAUACAAGUAUCUAAAAGGAUUCCACAGAGAAAUAUCUCAGGGAAAAAAACGUUUCUCUUAAACACUAAAAAGGCACACUGGCAGUAGGGCUGCCCUCCCUUCACUUUGGGAAUGAGUUGUCCCAGCCAUUCCUGCCUGUCACAAAGAGGGCCCUUAGUGUCCCCUUCAAGUCCAGAGUAAUGGUCUAAAUGUGAUUAUUGCCAGGCCCAGUGUUUGCCCAGCAUGGAAUGGCCUACGCUGCACCUCACACAUGUAGAGAUGAUCAAUUCUGUAAAUAAAGUUGUGAUAAUUUAAGUUAGGAUUUUUAAAGCUAGAAAUAAAGGAUUGUAUAUUGAA